Molecule: messenger RNA, 1863 nt
Organism: Hypomesus transpacificus
Lineage: Eukaryota; Metazoa; Chordata; Actinopteri; Osmeriformes; Osmeridae
Gene: spi1a
Product: Spi-1 proto-oncogene a
Exons: 5
Coding region: 449-1240 (263 amino acids)
Biological process (GO): regulation of transcription by RNA polymerase II; cell differentiation
Cellular component (GO): nucleus
Molecular function (GO): sequence-specific DNA binding; DNA-binding transcription factor activity, RNA polymerase II-specific
Source: RefSeq, a predicted model, not a curated record
AGACCUGUUCUGUCCUCUUCAACCGCCCACUGGCUAAGCUGAAAGACAAUACAAAACAUUGUCAGAUAACUGUCUCAACCAUUUUUGUCAGAAUAAAAGAUAUACAUGUUAUUGAUAAACAUCUCUACCGAUUCAAUAUUAGCUUAUUUAUAACAUGGUGUAUAAUUACAAUGAGCUUGAUGAUUUGUUAAAAAUGGACACAAAACAACGAUGAAGACCAGCCCCAUGAAGUUGUCACGAUUGGUUCCUGUGUGCUGUGACACUUCACUUCAGUCUAGUGUGAACAUAGUGCUCCCUGUCACACGCUUUCCCAUCCAUCUGUCUGACAGUUGUCUAAUCAGUCAGUGGAACUUGUAUUCAAGGAGAAGAUUUUCUGAAGGAUUGGUCCAGUUUUUUUUUUUUUUUACCAUAAGUUCAGAAAGUAGAGAUCACACUGCCUGCUUACAUCAUGGAAGGCUAUAUCUUUCCAUCUGCAUCAGAGAACAUACCCCCGUAUGAAACCGAAAACUAUCGACCUCCUUUGGAGUUGAACUCAUACCUCACUACUGUUGGAGAACCCCAUGAAGAAAAUGUAUGGGAGUACCACCACGGUAUCCAGCAGACAGAAUUUGAACAACCUCCAGAAAAUAAUUUAACAGAAUUACAGAGUGUUCGAUCUCAACGUUUUGAUCAUUAUCAAUAUGUGGACACACAGCCUCAACACUUUCCCCUAGACCCCACUCUUGGAGUUCUUUCAAUAUCACCUCAGAUACCAUAUUACAGCCAUGCCUUGUGUUACCAGUAUCUGCCCACUGUGUCGCCUGCCCAUUAUUAUUCAGAGGAGGAGAACCAACCUGUACACAGUCCUCCACUAGAGGUAUCAGAAGGAGAGUACGACCAAGAAGACCAGCUGCCUCUACUCUCAUUGAGAGACUCCAGCAACAAAAGGAAGAUCCGUUUGUACCAGUUCCUGCUAGAUCUGCUAAAGAAUGGAGACAUGAGGGACAGCAUCUGGUGGCUGGACCAAGACAAAGGCAUCUUCCAGUUCUCCUCUAAACACAAGGAAGCACUGGCCAGCCGCUGGGGCACCCAGAAAGGAAAUCGCAAACGAAUGACCUAUCAAAAGAUGGCUAGGGCCCUUCGGAACUACGGCAAGACUGGAGAGAUCAAAAAAGUGAAAAAGAAACUGACUUAUCAAUUCAGUGGGGAAAUACUGAGGAAACUGUACAGAGGGGAGACAUUUCCUUCACUCACACAAUGAUAUUCAUCCAAUACUUCUAAUCAAUAACAAUAAUCUAUGUCUAUGCCAUUUUUUAUGUGUGUGUGUGUGUGUACGUGUGUGUGUGUGUGUGUGUGUGUGUGCGCGCGUGUGUGUGUGUGUGUGUGUGUGUGUGUGUGUGUGUGUGUGUGUGUGUGUGUGCGUGCGUGUGUGUGUGCGUGUCUUUGUGACUGUGGCCCGAUUAUCUUGCGAACGUGGUACUGUAGGAAGUUGAAAUACGCAGGUGUAUUCCACAGGACCCAAUUCUGUGCUGUGUCGCAUGUGACCUUGUUUGUAUUAUAUGUUUGCAAUAACUACAAACAGGCUUUAGGCCUAUAAAUGCGGACGUUGCACUUGCUGCCAUGUCGAGCUGCAAUAAAAGCGAUGGAUCCCAACGGGUGCACCAGUAUCCUAUUCCUAAUUAUUUAUUUUACUUAAUCGUUAAUUUACCUUUAAUGUGUAGCAGCAACAACAACUCAGCUUGGCUACACGUUAGUUUUCUAAAUGAAUGGUAAGGAUGGAACAAUAGUAUAUUAACCAAAAUGAAUGUGUUCUUCUGUUGUUUUCUUGUAUCUCAUGAGCUCGUCUUGAUCGACAAUAAAACAAACCGUCAUGUUUUAAUGUUC